UCCAGUUUAGUCCCUUUGAACCGGAAGGCUGGAAUUGCUUCUCACAUGUCGGUUUCUUUUUCAGGGAUCUUGGGCAUGCUGCUAGUCGUGUGCAUGAUGGCAUCAACAGCUUAUACAAAGCCUGUGGCACCAGAGAGCUGCAGAUACAACAACACUGACAUCCUCUGCCACAAGUCUCUACAGAACAGCAAGAGCGCUGUGCCAUUACUGAGAGACCUCAUGAAGAACCUGCUAGCAUCCUAUCUGUCCUUUAAUGUUCAAGGCAUGAAUGAAGAUAUCUGCACCAGCCUCGCGGACAGGUUCCUCCCCCAUGGAGUGGUUGAGAGCGAAAGGCUGAUUCAAAUCCAAAAGGUCCUGGCCUUCAUGCAUGCCAGUCUGAGGGAGAUCACCAGAGAGCAGCAGGAGUUCAACCCAAACUGCAAAACAUUCCACAGUGAACUGGAGGCCGUGGCCAGCCAGAUAGCAAGCCUGGCUUCCAACGUGGCUUGCAUGAUGUGCGAGCGCCACAACACGCCAGUGACAGUGGAAGUGCCACAGCUCAACCGUCCCUCAGGGGUAUUCCGUCAGAAGCAGUGGAGCUGUUCGGUGCUCAGCAAGUCUGCAUUGUUUUUCAGACCGGACCUCAUCUCCGAAGGACCUUAGCAAGCACCGCAUUUGAACUGGGGUCUGUGAUCGUACAGAUUUGAAACUCUGUGGGAUGCAAAACACACACACACACACACAAAAUAUGCCAAAAGCAGUGCAUGUGGUUUUAUGAUUACCCUAAAUAGAACAUAAACGGCUGGUUUCACAUACCUUGGUUAGCACUAAUCUUGAACCAUCUAUCUAAUGCUGUUUCAGGUAAUCAGGGUUUGUGAAACCCAGACGAUAGUAUUUGAAGUUGUUUGAGUUAGUAUUGAAGCACUGUUGUGACCGAUGCGGGCAUCUGAAAUAUUUAUUUUUUAUAUGCGUUAUUUAUUAAUUUAUUAUUUAUUUAUAAUCACUAAAUAUGGAUCUUUUUUUAUUAAAGUUUUUUUUUGCAAUGUAUGAUUCUGACUAAAUGUAUUAUUAGACUAUAAAUGUAAAACAUUUUAAGCUAUCCUGUAGUCAAGACCAUGUGAA
This is a messenger RNA of Acipenser ruthenus (sterlet), 1101 nucleotides long. Its product is annotated as leukemia inhibitory factor-like. The coding region runs from base 46 to 642 and encodes 198 amino acids. Gene Ontology annotation, cellular component: extracellular region. The record is from RefSeq and is a predicted model, not a curated record. The transcript has 2 exons. NCBI's taxonomy places the organism in Eukaryota, Metazoa, Chordata, Actinopteri, Acipenseriformes, Acipenseridae. Gene Ontology annotation, molecular function: leukemia inhibitory factor receptor binding; cytokine activity. Gene Ontology annotation, biological process: immune response.